This is a messenger RNA of Cariama cristata (Red-legged seriema), 1458 nucleotides long. RefSeq names its product nebulin-like. Lineage: Eukaryota; Metazoa; Chordata; Aves; Cariamiformes; Cariamidae. The transcript has 8 exons. Gene Ontology annotation, cellular component: Z disc. The annotation marks the transcript as partial. Gene Ontology annotation, biological process: cardiac muscle thin filament assembly. Gene Ontology annotation, molecular function: actin filament binding. The record is from RefSeq and is a predicted model, not a curated record.
UACAAGUAUAAGGAAGGCUAUCGCAAGCAGCUUGGCCACCAUAUCGGAGCCCGGAACAUAGAGGAUGAUCCAAAGAUGAUGUGGUCGAUGCACGUAGCCAAGAUCCAGAGUGACAGGGAGUACAAGAAAGCUUUUGAGAAGACAAAGACACACUUCAGUAGCCCAGUGGACAUGCUGGGAGUUGUGUUGGCCAAGAAAUGUCAGGAGCUGGUCAGUGACAUUGAUUACCGCCACUAUCUGCAUCAGUGGACCUGCCUGCCAGACCAGAAUGAUGUUAUUCAUGCUAAGAAAGCCUAUGAUCUACAGAGUGAUAAUUGCUACAAGUCUGACCUUGAAUGGUUACGAGGCAUUGGUUGGGUCCCAAUUGGUUCCUUGGAUGUUGAAAAAGCCAAGAAGGCAGGAGAGAUCUUGAGUGAUAAAAUAUACCGUCAGCAUCCGGACACAAUCAAGUUUACUAGUGUCACCGAUUCUCUGCUGAUGGUCUUAGCCAAGCAAAAUGCAGAAACGAUGAAUAAGCGUUUAUAUACUGAGGCCUGGGAUAAAGACAAGACACAAAUCCACAUCAUGCCUGACACACCUGAAAUCACAUUGGCAAAACAGAACAUGCAAAACUACAGUAUGAAACUCUACAAACAGGCCAUGGAAGAAGCAAAAAAGAAAGGCUAUGAUUUGAGAAGUGAUGCUAUCCCCAUUCAGGCUGCCAAAGCAUCCAGGCAAAUUGCCAGUGAUUACACCUACAAAGAAGGCUAUCGCAAGCAGCUUGGCCACCACAUAGGGGCCCGGAACAUAGAGGAUGAUCCAAAGAUGAUGUGGUCGAUGCACGUAGCCAAGAUCCAGAGUGACAGGGAGUACAAGAAAGCUUUUGAGAAGACAAAGACACACUUCAGUAGCCCAGUGGACAUGCUGGGAGUCGUGUUGGCCAAGAAAUGUCAGGAGUUGGUCAGUGACAUUGAUUACCGCCACUAUCUGCAUCAGUGGACUUGCCUGCCAGACCAGAAUGAUGUUAUCCAUGCUAAGAAAGCCUAUGAUCUGCAGAGUGACAACUGCUACAAGUCUGACCUUGAAUGGUUACGAGGCAUUGGUUGGGUCCCAAUUGGUUCCUUGGAUGUUGAAAAAGCCAAGAAGGCUGGAGAGAUCUUGAGUGAUAAAAUAUACCGUCAGCCUCCAGACACAAUCAAGUUUACUAGCGUCACUGAUUCUCUACAGAUGGUCUUAGCCAAGCAAAAUGCGGAGACAAUGAAUAAGCAUUUAUACACCGAAGCAUGGAAUAAAGAUAAGACCAUGGUUCAUGUCAUGCCUGACACACCAGAAAUCCUGCUAGCUAAACAAAACCAAUUAAAUUACAGUCAGAAAAUGUACAAACUAGCUUUGGAGGAAUCGAAGAAGAAGGGUCAUGAUUUGCGUUUUGAUGCCAUUCCUAUUCAAGCUGCCAGAGCAUCCAGAGAGAUUGCCAGUGAU